AUGUCGUCUAUAGGCAGCGUAGGCCGUGGCCAGUCGGCAGUCGACACAGAUGCGAUCGCCCAUCAACCUCGAGGCGCGAGUGUCCGCCAACAAUCGUUGGCUAUCUCAUAUCUGAGGCACCACGUACCCUGGCUGGGAGAAUCCACAAUGGACGCUGCCACAUUACCGCCCGGACCGCCAUCAACCACAUACGUCUCAGACCCUGCCUUAUCGUUCGCAGAGAACCUCAUCCGAAGCAUGCAGGCAGCGGUGUACAAAGGCACGCCAACACUACCGUUGACACGAAGCGGACUCAAGCGCCUUCAGUCUAAAGUGACUCGCUUAAUCAAACGUGUCCAGUCCUCCAACUUGGCCCCGGGCGACGACAGGAUCCUUGACUUGGUCGAAAGGAUGAAGACUGCAGGCAUCUGGAACGCUCAAGGCACGGCCGGACAACGACCGCUUUCCAACGUCACCAACAUGAAUCCUCCAAGCACGCAACCACGAUCGACGGGUCGAGCACAGCCAUCGAAACCCACGAUAUGGGGUCAGCCGGGCCUCCAAACACAAUCGAAUACCUCCGCUCGAGAUGCAUCAAUACCAGAAGGUUCAUGGGCACAGCAAGCCCAACAGGCACUCGGCACACGAACAACACCACUCGACUUCUCUUCGUCGAGUUUCCCAAGUCUGAAUAAUGGCGGCGGCGGACCCGCACAAACAACCACCCCAUCUAGUGCGUGGCAAGGAGGACCGCCGCAGCAGAGCGAGCCACCACCACGGAGAGGACAGCAGAUAGGAGGCUCAAGAACACUCGGCUCGAGGCAACCUCCGCCAGGCUCAACAGCAGAUUUCUUUCCCGCCGAUCGGUCCGCCGCCACCAUGACCAACGGCCCACCAGGGCUACCAGGUCUUGCACCACGACAGUCCGCUCUCAACGACUCCACCGAUCUCAGCCGGGUGACAUCUCCUGCCGGCAUGCCACAAGACUCGCGCUCACCCAUCGGACAACAUCUCAACGGAACAAUCGGCGGAGACCGCCCUCACGCCGACCCCUCUCCAGCAUCCGCACAGCAACCCUCCCGCGACCCUUUCGCCCCGUCGACCCACACCUCCACCUUCGAAGCAGCCCCAACCUCCACAACCGCCGACCAGACCCCAGCCGCUCUCCUCUCCACCCUCUCCGAGAAGGACAAAUGGGGCAUGAAAGGCUACCUCGCCCUCGCCGAAGGUUCCUCCCUCACCUACCGCUCCCUGCUCCGCGGCCAGGACCUCUCCGCCCUAGGUCUGAACAUGUCGCAAACCGACUCGCCACUGCUGAGUUCCUACACCGGCCCUUUCGCCAUUCCGACGUUACACCACCAACCACCCCUCCGACCACUCGACAGCGAGUUCCACACGCCGGAAUGCUACACCGUGAAGAAAGUCGCGCCCCUGAGCAGCCGAAUAAACUGUUUCAGUGAUGAGACCUUGUUCUACAUGUUCUACAGCAUGCCCCGUGACUAUAUCCAAAUCCUCGUGGCACAAGAACUCAUGGAGCGCAAAUGGCGGUAUCAUGUUCACGAGCAAAUGUGGAUGAUGCGGGACGAGGGAACGACUGUUGCUGCUGGCGCGGGCGGGGCACAGCCAAGUACUGGUGGCGGGCAAUACACAACGCUAGAGAACGGGCUGAGUGAGCAGGGGUACUAUAUUUGGUGGGAUAAGGGGUUGUGGAAGAAGGUGAGGAGGGCGUACACGUUGAGGUAUGCGGAUUUGGAUGAUAUGCCGAAUGUCGGGGCGGUGCAGGCACAGGCAGCCUUGGCCCAACAACAGCAGGGGCUCGGCAGAGGAGGAGUGCGGAAUACGUCGGGUGGUAUGAACGGCACUCUACCCCAGACGCAAGCCAAUAAUGGGCCAGCCAACGGGAUUCCAGGUCUCGACACGCCCACCGCCACCAGCGCGACCGCCAGCACGGCCGCGCGCGGGUUCUAG
Molecule: messenger RNA, 1947 nt
Organism: Cyphellophora attinorum
Lineage: Eukaryota; Fungi; Ascomycota; Eurotiomycetes; Chaetothyriales; Cyphellophoraceae
Product: General negative regulator of transcription subunit 2
Exons: 2
Coding region: 1-1947 (648 amino acids)
Biological process (GO): regulation of DNA-templated transcription; nuclear-transcribed mRNA poly(A) tail shortening
Cellular component (GO): P-body; CCR4-NOT core complex
Source: RefSeq, a predicted model, not a curated record